CCUGGAGCCCUAUGCUCUGGUCCAUGCUCUGCCUCCCCAUGCUCUGCGUGGGGGCAACCAACCCCCCCAGCCCUGUAGUCUCGACAGAGUAAUUGGGCAAAACCGGGCGUUGUGAAACCUGGAAAUCCCACUCUGACGGCGCUUCCUUCUAGAGGCUCUUGAAAACCAGCCACACUGACGCCGGGCUCAGAGAGCAGCCAAGCAGCACUGCAGACAGGACAGGCAGGAGCAGGCAGCCAAGUGCCUCAGAAGUUUGCAGGUACUGUGAAGCCUCUGCCCAGAACUCUGCAGUCAGUGGCGGCAAUGGCAUCUGUCCCUGAUUUGGACACACUGGAGAGCAGCAGCCUGAAUGAGGAGACGCUGUAUGGCCCCAAUUGUGUCUGCCCACAGAAGAAGCCCCGACUGGACUUGGAGGUGACGUCGCCUGGGGUGGGAAUCCAGGUGACGGUGACAAAAGGACACCUUUCCAGGACCUUUCGCCAGGCUGCCGUACUGGUGGCUGCUGUGACCAAGCUCCUAAAGCAGCCAUCACACAACGACUUUGCUGAUAGUGACCUUGGCAGCUUCUUCGAUGAUAUUUUCGAGCCUGUCUCUUUCCAGUGCAUCAAGGGCAGUUAUACCAGGGCACCCGUUUUCCGCUACACUCGCUCCCAGUCCUUCGACAUCCUGGAUAUUGACCACAAGUGCUUCGUACUGGAGUCACCCACCCAGCUGGUGGCCCUGCACCUGCAGGGGCCCUCUGCUGGACGGAAAGUGAAGCUCGACAUUGCUCUGUACCGUCCCCGGUCAUCGCAGCGUGGUCCAGGGUCUGGAAGGGUGCCGGUGGCGUUGGGUAUCAAGGGCUACCAGCUCUACAUGUCCUGUGUGAUGAGUGACACUAAGCCCGUGCUGCAGCUGGAGGAAGCUGACAUCAGGAGGGACAUUGAGAGUGUGGAGCUGACCCGCUUCAUCUUCUACCGCCUGGACAGCCCAGCUGAGGGGACCACCCGCUUCGAGUCGGCCGCCUUCCCCGGCUGGUUCAUUUGCACAUCCCUGCAGCCCCGCCAGCCUGUCGGUAUCACGAACACCCCAGACCAAGUGAACAUUGCUACCUAUGAGCUGAGUGGGCACUGAGGAUGCUGCAUCAACCCAACCGGCAGUCACCGGUUUUCAGGCUGUAUGUACUAAGUACAACCCCCUGGGACAUGACCCCCCCUCCCCACCUAUUUCAUGUGAAAUAGGAGCUCUGGGCCCCAUGGACUCGAGCCAUCCCAACCUUAUUUAUUUGUUUAUUUAUUUAUUUAAUGUGUCUGCCCAUUGCUUUGGUACUUAUUUAUUAUGCCCCCUUAUUUAUUUUUGCUUUUACCGUGUAUGCGUAUGGAGGUGGAAAUAAAAAGUUCUCUAGGAC
Molecule: messenger RNA, 1387 nt
Organism: Oenanthe melanoleuca
Lineage: Eukaryota; Metazoa; Chordata; Aves; Passeriformes; Muscicapidae
Product: interleukin-1 beta-like
Exons: 6
Coding region: 304-1113 (269 amino acids)
Biological process (GO): inflammatory response to antigenic stimulus; cellular response to lipopolysaccharide; positive regulation of gene expression
Molecular function (GO): cytokine activity; interleukin-1 receptor binding
Source: RefSeq, a predicted model, not a curated record